This is a messenger RNA of Suhomyces tanzawaensis NRRL Y-17324, 1284 nucleotides long. Its product is annotated as NAD(+) diphosphatase. The transcript has a single exon. Gene Ontology annotation, cellular component: cytosol. Gene Ontology annotation, molecular function: NADH pyrophosphatase activity. NCBI's taxonomy places the organism in Eukaryota, Fungi, Ascomycota, Pichiomycetes, Serinales, Debaryomycetaceae. The coding region runs from base 1 to 1284 and encodes 427 amino acids. The record is from RefSeq and is a predicted model, not a curated record. Gene Ontology annotation, biological process: NAD+ catabolic process; NADP+ catabolic process.
AUGUCGCAUAGUGCCCAUGCCACCAUCAUAGAACAACAGAACGACAUCUAUUACGGCACCGAAGUGCUCAACAGAGUGUCGUUCUUGAGGGAAGACCCCGACUUCAUCACAGACAGCGUAGGCCACGCCUCGGCUCGGUUCAUCUUCUACGAAAACACCAACCCAUUGGUCAACAGCCAGUUGGAUGACAAGUUGGUGCUCCUUACCAACGGCGAUAACCAGUUGGAAGGCCCCCAGGUGUGCAAGAAGGGCUUGCAAAAUUUGCAGCAGUGGACCCAGGUCGUGGAAACCUGGGCUGAGGCCAACAAGAACCACGAUGCCAGCAUGCGUGCUCCCGAGAGGCCCACUUUCCUCUUCUUGGGGCUCCAGGACGAGAGCGUGGGGCUUGACUUGAAGAGCUUGAAGGCAGCGGACGAUGGCGAAAGCGAGCACUACUUGGACCACCAGGGCCGCUACCAGGGUAUUCCCUACUAUGCUGUGGACGUCACCAACGCCCCAACCGUCCGUGAUCUCGUGGUAGAUUUCUACAACUCCGAGAUCAACAACAAUAACCAGUCUGCUGCCGACAACGACGUCAUUUUCACUGCCCACAGAAAGCACCAUAUAGGCUUCACCAACACCGAGGCUUCUUUGUUCUCGCACGGACGUAUGUUCUUGGACUGGUUGGCCAGAAAUAGGUUCUGUCCAGGAUGUGGAUCGAAGGUUAUUCCAGUCCACGCUGGAGGCAAGUUGAAGUGUACCAACAGCGAGGCUUCCGAAUGUCCUGUGCAGAGCGCCACUGUGUCCAAUGUGUCAUUCCCCAGAACGGAUGCUGUGAUCAUUACCGCAAUCACUAACACCGACCGUACCAAGGUGUUGUUGUCGUUGGCAAAGAGACAUGCCCACACCAACAUGUACGCAUGUACUGCAGGCUUUAUGGAGCCCUCGGAAACUGUGGAAAUCGCCACCAAAAGAGAGAUCUGGGAGGAGACUGGCGUGGUGUGCAAGAAGAUCAACGUGGUGUUGACCCAGCCUUGGCCGUUCCCUGGUAACUUAAUGAUCGGGUGUAUCGGGGAGGUCGAGUUUGAUGGUGAAAGCGAGGUGGUCAACUUGGGCCACGACAGAGAAUUAUCCGACGCCAGGUGGUUUGACAUCGAGUUCGUGCGCAAGUUGAUCUACAAGAACGAGGUCAAGGACGGCGAGGAUUUCAACCCCGAAAACAUCUUGCUUCCAUUCCCCGAGAGCAUUGCCCAUUCCUUGAUCAAAUUGGCAGUGGACCAGGCCGGCAACAAAGGCAAGUUGUAG